Molecule: messenger RNA, 2185 nt
Organism: Ilex paraguariensis (yerba mate)
Lineage: Eukaryota; Viridiplantae; Streptophyta; Magnoliopsida; Aquifoliales; Aquifoliaceae
Source: the annotation of a GenBank genome assembly
CAAAGGCGGAAAAAGGAGUAAUAAUUGCUGCAAAACAGAGUGGUUUGUGCAUAAAAACAGAGGAAAAAUGGGAGAGAAAAAUUGUGUUUUGUAGAGAAGAAAAACCAGCAGUGUGUCCCUGAGCAGAAGCUCCGUUUGUGAUAUCACGGUCGCAGCGAAUAUUUUCUCGUCCAACACACAGCAGCAUACUUCACACGGCCUCAUUCAAGCACGCAUCUUCUUCUGAUCAUUAACCAGAACGAGAUUAGAAGUUUAGAUCAUUCAUAACAUCUUCUACAAUAGUAUAUAUAUAGAGAGGGAGACAACCUCGUUAACUACAAUUACUCACACUAAAUUUACUUUCAAAUUCCCCUGCUUCCCAGUGAGAUCCAUUCAGAAGACCCAAAGCUCUCAAUCAGACAUAUUCAUGGAUGUCAUACCAGAAGAUCUCAAACGUAUUCGAAUUGGCAAACCAGAUGGACAACGUAUGAUUGCUAAGGGAGAGGAAGAAGAAGAACCACUGAGUCCUAUGGCUCGUGUGUUUCAUGAACCUGGUUGUAACAUCUAUAUCAUUACUAAAAUUGGCUUGAAAACCCAAAUACUUGAUAUUCAGGCUUUCAAAGCCAAUCUGGGGCUUACUCUGGCGAAACACCCUCGUUUCUCUAGUUUGCAGGUUGCAAGCAAAGAAAGAGGAGGAGAGAUUAUAUGGGUUCAAACAGAGGUGGACAUGGAUAACCACCUUAUAGUCCCCCACAUUGAUUACCCUGAUGAAAAGUUUGUCGAGGAUUACAUCUGCAACCUGAGUAAAUCUACCAUUGACAAGUCGAAACCUAUGUGGGACUUCCACAUCCUCAAUGUCAAAACAUCCGACGCCGAGGCUAUAGGUGUCCUCCGCGUCCAUCACUCCCUCGGUGACGGUGCAUCUCUUAUGUCUCUUUUUCUUGCUUGCACUCGUAAAACAUCUGAUCCUGAAGCUUUACCAAGUAGUACGACUGUGACAAAAAAAUCAAAUUUGUCAAAAGCUUGGGGGUUUGGUUUUGUUGUGAUGACGAUGAUGAUGGUAUGGAACACAAUCGUUGGUUUGAUGAUGUUUGUACUCACUGCAUUGUUUUUCAAGGACACGAAAACCCCUCUGAAAGGUUCGCCAGGUGUUGAGAACAAUCCUCGACGCAUUAUUCAUCGAACAGUUAGUCUGGAUGAUGUGAAGUUUGUGAAAAGAGCCAUGAAUAUUACAGUAAACGAUGUAGUUCUUGGAGUAACACAAGCUGGCAUAACAAAGUAUCUCAACAGGAGAUAUGGUGAUGGUAAACAAAACCAGGGGGCAACCGUGAAGAAAAAUAACCUUCCGGAGAACAUUCGUCUUAGAGCAAUAUUUUACAUGAAUUUAAGACCUUCUGCGGGGAUUUAUGAUCUAGUCAAUAUGAUGGAGAAGGGUACAAAGGCCAGAUGGGGUAACGAGAUCGGUUAUGUCCUCCUCCCCUUAACCAUUGCAUUCCGAGAGGAUCCACUGGAGUAUGUAAGGGAAGCUAGUGCAAUUAUGAGUCAAAAGAAGACUUCGCUUGAAGUUAUUUAUAGCCGCUGGAUUGUUGAUUUAGUCCUCAAGUGCUUUGGCGUUAAGGCUGCAGGCAAGCUUUCCCACAAAGUUUUUUAUAACACAACACUGUGGUUUUCAAACGUACCUGGACCCCAAGAAGAAGUUGCUUUUUUCGGCCAUCCGGUUUCCUAUAUUGCUCCGACUUGUUUUGGGCAGCCCAACGCAUUGAUGAUUCAUGUGGUUAGUUAUGUGGACAAAUUGACGUUCAUUCUAUCAGCCGAUGAAGAAACUAUUCCAGACCCACAUCAGUUGGGUGAUGAUCUUGAAGAUUCACUCAAGCUCAUCAUGGCUGCCGUCCAUAGCAAAACAAACCCACAAAGUGUGGAUACAAGAGGAUGAGCACCGCCCUGGCCGUAACCCUGGCACACUCUUUUAUUAAGAAUAAUAUUAUUUGAAUAUAAUUUAUCCUUUGAUUGAUAGCGGGUUUCAACUAAAAUUGGGGUUUAUUAUCGAUCAAAUGCUGCUAAUUAAUUAGAUUAAUAAAUUAGGUUCAAAUUGUAUUUCUGAUAUAAUAUGUGUGAUAUAUGUCAUGUAUGCAUGUGUACUUAAGAAGGUUUGGGUUGUAUACUAGUUGUAUUUGCAUGGGUGUGAAUAAAGAAAGUUGAGUUGUAU